Messenger RNA from Micropterus dolomieu (smallmouth bass), 622 nucleotides. RefSeq names its product WASH complex subunit 4-like. Gene Ontology annotation, biological process: endosomal transport; endosome organization. Lineage: Eukaryota; Metazoa; Chordata; Actinopteri; Centrarchiformes; Centrarchidae. The transcript has 4 exons. The coding region runs from base 13 to 588 and encodes 191 amino acids. The record is from RefSeq and is a predicted model, not a curated record. Gene Ontology annotation, cellular component: endosome; WASH complex.
ACUCCAUUUCCCAUGAGCACUAGCGCCCUUUCACAAAAUCAUGAGACCCAUCAUGGGACCGUGUUGCCCCACUUUGUAACAGCAGUGUUUUGGGUCACCUACGCUGUCAGCAUGGCGGUAGAAGGCAUCGCACCUGACUGGGAGUUUGACCGUUUUGACGACGGUUCCCAAAAAAUACACACAGAGGUACAACUGAAGAACUACAGCAAGUUUCUGGAGGACUACACCUCUCAGCUGAGGGGCAUCGAGGAGGCUCUGGAUGACUCCAUCGGAGAUGUGUGGGACUUUACUCUGGACCCCAUCGCCCUGAAGCUUCUCCCAUAUGAGCAGUCAUCCAUAUUAGAGUUAAUUAAAACAGACAACAAGGUUUUGAACAAAGUCAUUACAGUCUAUGCUGCUCUCUGUAGUGAAGUGAAGAAGCUCAAGUGUGAGGUAAGCCUGGUCAAAAGCCUGGUUUGUCAUUUUCAUCCUAUCUGCCUACUCUUGCCUAAAGGGGCCCUUUUGGAGGUUUUCUGUAAACAAACAAAAGUUACAAUUGUAGCAUACCUACUUACCUUUAAUAAAAAUAUUAAUAUUCAGAAAUAUUAAUUCAUAAAUCCUCAAGGCACCACCGGAAAUUUAA